CUUCAAAUCUUUUUAACAAGUUGUACAGAGAGGUAUCUUUCUAUAUUUGUUUUGUAUAUGGAUUACGAGCUGGAACACGACCUGUGUUUCCGUAACGCGUUCCGGUCGUUCGUGUGUGUGGUUCUGUCCAUGUUGCUGGGUCUGCAGGUGUACACCUACUUCUGGGCGUCUCAGGACUCGUUCGACGGAGACUUCUCGGAUAUCAAAUAUGUUGUGAUGCAGCUCACACGGGGUCUCACUGAUGUGAAUCGUAAACAUGAAAAGCUCCAGAACGAGAUGGAGCGUAUAUCGGCAGCCCUGCCAGCUGUGGCGGCGGCAGCGGGCCGAGCCAGAGACGCUUUGGAGCCCCGGCGGAGUCCGAGACAACUGUUCGACGUCCAUGACUACGACCGACAGAUAGUAGACUUCGCCCUGGAGACCGCUGGAGCGCGGGUGAUCGACACCGGCGACACCCUGGAGCACUUUAUCCACGAAUCGCCGGUGGGCUGGGUGCUGCACUCUAUAAGUGCGCUGGUGUGCCGCGACUGUCUCGGCGCCAACGCUAUCAUCAAGCCGGGAACGCUGCCAGGGGAGUGUUGGGCCUUCAAAGGUUCUAAAGGAGAGGCCACGAUCCGACUUCUAGGGACAGUACGCAUCACCGGCCUCAGUUUGGAACACAUACCAGCUCACAUCUCUCCCACCAAAGAGAUAUCUUCGGCACCUCGUCUCUUUCAGUUGGAGGGUCUGGAGUUCCGAGGAGACCCUUAUCCAUACGAUUUCGGCACUUUCGAGUACGAGAAGGACGGGAAGCCGAUACAGUACUUCGAAGUGUUGCAUCAGCCGUCUAAAGGCUACAAUUUAGUGCGUCUCAAAAUAUUUUCCAACUGGGGUCACCCGGUGUACACGUGUGUGUACAGAGUGAGGAUCCACGGAGACCUGGUGCCGGGCCAGCAGCAGCACAACUCCAACGAGGAGGAGAUGCGCAUCGAAACAGAAUAGAGAGGACCAAGCUGUAUAUCAAUCAAUAUUUUUAAGUUUUCGUUUAUUUAUAGUUCCCUGUAGCUUUUCUACGUGACUACUUUAUUAUAAUGUGUUAUUAUGCUAAGCUGUUAAAGGUUUCAUA
This is a messenger RNA of Danaus plexippus (monarch butterfly), 1102 nucleotides long. RefSeq names its product SUN domain-containing protein 3-like. Lineage: Eukaryota; Metazoa; Arthropoda; Insecta; Lepidoptera; Nymphalidae. Gene Ontology annotation, cellular component: meiotic nuclear membrane microtubule tethering complex; nuclear envelope. Gene Ontology annotation, molecular function: protein-membrane adaptor activity. Bases 58 to 978 code for a protein of 306 amino acids. The record is from RefSeq and is a predicted model, not a curated record. The transcript has 4 exons. Gene Ontology annotation, biological process: nuclear envelope organization.